Clonostachys solani is the source of this 1839-nucleotide messenger RNA. Lineage: Eukaryota; Fungi; Ascomycota; Sordariomycetes; Hypocreales; Bionectriaceae. The record is from the annotation of a GenBank genome assembly.
AUGCAGUCCCGUCUCUUCGUCCUCGCCGCCGCCGUGGCCGCCGUCUCGGCCACCCACCCCCUGGCUCUGCCCAAGCUCAAGCGCGACCUCGAAGUCCGCCAGGCCGACGACGACAGUGUCUCCGUCGCCCCCAGCUGCAGCUCCGCCGUCCUCGACCUCGUCACCGCGCUCCCGACCCCUCCCCCGUCCCUCAUGACCGCCGCCCUCGACGGCGAGCUCCAGAGCGCCCUCGCCAGCCCCUGCCAGGUGACCCUCGCCGCCAGCCUGUCCUCGGACCUGGUCGAGUACGCCUCCGACGUCCAGAGCUGGUACCAGUCGCACUCGAGCGACGUCUCCUCCGUCCUCGAGGAGUGCAGCGACCUCGUCAGCCUCCUCGGCGGCAGCCUCACCGAGACCGACAUCCCCGUCUGCUCCACGACCGCCUCCGGCAGCGCCCGCACCACCAGCGGCGGCAGCGCCUCGAGAACUGCCUCCGAGACCUCUGCGGCUACUCCCGCCAGCUCUGCCUCUCGAUCUGUCGAGACCGGCAGCCAGACCUCUGCCUCCGCCUCUGCCUCCGCUUCGUCUUCCCAGGGUGCUGGUAGUGCCGGUUCCAAGACCUCUGGCAGCAUCUUCGCCGCAGUCGCUGCUGGUUACUACCUCCCAUCAAACCUGGUAUCCAAACCUCCCACGAUAGAGCAUGUCAACCGCAACAGGGAGGUACAAGACCACGGCCACAAUCUGCCCAAACCCCCAAUUAUUGCCCCCGUAGUCCUCCUCCAUGUUCCUCGCCAGCUCCUCCUGCAAGCCCCGCAGGUGGAAGAUGACCCAGAGCAGAGGCACCGCGAGCCCCAGCGGGACGAGCAUGAGCAGGGCGGCCCAGAGCCGGUGGCUGCGGAACCACUCGCCCACCCUCCCCCGCCAGAGGACGACGCGGCCGGCGCCGACAACCACGGCGUGCCGCUUCUGCUGGUCCUUGGCGGGGGAGUAGUGCGCGCCGACGAGCCCGCACAUCUGCCAGAGGGUCGCGAGGUACACGACGAGGGAGGCGGCGAGCUCGAGCGGCGGGAUGGCGGCGUAGAGCGCGUCGUGGCGCAGGCCGUCGAGCCCGUCGGCGAAGCACAGCCUCUCGACCUUGGCCCAGUCCGCCGUCGACACGUCGCUGCCCGACCCGUCCCCGAUGGGGCGGGAGUCGCCCGGCCCGAAGGCGUGCAGGUUGCGGGAGAGGAAGGGGUAGAAGGACAGCGCGGCGGCGAGGUUGAGCAAGAAGAGGCGGGGGUUGGACCGGGGCGAGGAGGAGGAGGCGGAAGAGGAGGAGGAGUCUAUGCCACUGAGGAGGAGGGCCGGGUACAGCAGGGGCAGCAUGGAGACGACGGAGACGGCCUGGGCGAUCUGGGCCUCGAUGGCGCCGAAGUCGGAGGUGGCGAUGCCGAAGUCCUUCUGGACGAGGAGGGAGAUGGUGGCGAUCUGGACGGCGAUGGAGAAGAAGGCGGCGGCGUUGAAGAAGCUGCGGAGGCCGGUGAGGAGGACCUGCGAGGGGAUGGACCUGAGCGAGGGGUCGAGGCGGGUUUGGAGGAGGAGAAGGAUGGCGAGGGUGAAGCCGAGGGCGAUCUCAAUGAUCGACGUCUCGUCUUGAUAAUGGUGAAGAGGAGGAGGCUUGGUUACGCCGAUGCCCGAGAUGUCCGGGUUGCCGAUGCCGUAGAUGGCCUGGCAGAUCACAGGCUUGCACUCCUGGAGUCUGCUGGCCUCAUAUCCCGUCUCAUCCGACAGGGCCUCGACAUACUUGGUGAAGUCGGAGACGGCGGUGAGCUUGUAGCAGUCCGCCAUUGCCGUACGUGCUCAUCCGAAGAUGUGAUGUGA